AUUUUAAGUGCAAAUAGGGAAAAAACAGUCAAACUUUCAGUGAUUAUAUAUUAUAUUUUAAUCUAAAACUUAUUGUUGUGUCAGUUUUGAGGGUUAGUGAAGCGAAAAUUGUAUUUAAAAAAAUCAAUUAAAAAAGAAUGGACGUAAUUCUCCAAAGUCGUUGUUGUCGCUAGUUUCUUUAUUGGAUUUCAGUAAUUGCAUGAGUUUGGAAAACUAUUUUAAAGAUUAAUACUCAAAUACUUGUGGUACACGUACAUCAUAAAAUAAGAAAAAUUAAUAAAAGUAUUUAAGUAUCAACAAAUAAAGACGUUGCUCUAAAACUACAAGAAUCGAAAUUAUGAACGGCAGUAAAAGGAAAAGUCGUCCCACUGGCUUGUCAAGGUGUUAAAAUUUGUACCCCAGUGACAAUCGCCAACCUAAAGGAAAGUCGGUGCAAGCGCAAGGCGUUUAUAAUAAUACUUAUUUUAUGCAUGCUGCCACUGCACUUGUGGGUAACUUAGUUCAAGUUCACUUAAGAUCCGGAAAUUUGUACGAAGGAGUUUUUCGAACAUUUUCCCCAAAUUUUGAUAUUGCCUUAGAACUGCCAUUUUGCAUUAAGAGCAGCGUAAACAUGGUAGAUGAAGAAACACCCGUUCCAAAUUGUAUGAUUUUUACGUCUGACAACGUUGUUAGUAUUGUUGCAAAAGAUUUCGAUCCAAAUUAUGCUACAGGUGGUGCUUUCCAAACUGACAACGCUAUUUCGGAAAAGUUUGUAUCGCACCUGGACGAAAAAGAAUUGGAGCCAUGGGAUGCAUCGGGUAUGAAUGGGGAAAUUGAAUUUGAUCUUAAUGGAGGUGCAAAUGGUUGGGAUGCCAAUGACAUGUUCAUAAAAAAUGAAAAGACAUUUGGAGUGCAAUCAACAUUUGACGAUUCACUUUCUGACUACACCGUUCAAAUUGAAAAAAGAGAAACUGAGGAAUUUAAAGAGGCUGAAGCUAAAGCGGAGAAACUUGCACAAGAAAUUGAAAAAAAUCCUUUAUGCAGAGAACGCUUAGAUUUAGAGAAUGGCGACGAAGAAGCUUUGUUUGCAGCGGUCGAACGACCAGUAGAAAGCAAUGGAGAAGAUGCGAAUAUGACUAAUAAAACUAAUAAUGCUUCUGCUCUAUCACGCCCCUUAAAUACAAAUAUUAUGCCGCAAACAAUAGUUCCAAUUCAACAUCAUAUAGUAAUGGCUCAGAGAAAUAACAAUGCCGCAUCAGACAAAUUUGUUCAAAUUCCUAAAAGGAAGGCAGUCCCUACUAAUAACUCUAAAACAGUACGACCAUCCAUGGUUUCAAAUGCCGUUUCACAACAAAGUUCCAGUAAUACAAAGUUAAAUUAUCAAACAGUUCAAAUACAAGGGACAACUUCUUUUUCAAUCAACCAGGGCUAUUCUCCAAUAAUGGCAGGUUCUACAUCAUAUAGGCAUCAAGGAAAUGUCCCUCAGACUAAAUUGAAUGGCGAUAUUCCUAAUGUCGCUGUAAAAAACAAUUCACAGAGAAUGGUCAGAACGUAUGGUUCUCAAUGUUAUGUAGAAUACAAUCCACAACAGAUAACAAUUUCAAAGUCGAUUAUUGGUUCUGGAAGCGCAGGAAAUGUUAAUGUUCAAGAGACAAAUAACUCCCCACCUUUACAUACCAAUCAUACGACCCAACAGACAGGGAAUUUACAAGUUGGAAACCAACCUCCAUUGCCCCAAAGACCAAUGCGAGCACGUGAUGAUCAAAUUCAGGACUUAAGAAAAUUCCAACAAGAUUUUCAAUUAUCUGGAAUCAACCCACCGAAUUCUCAACACCAAAUCCCACUGAAUACAAAUAAAUCGCCAAACUUGGGUGGACAUCAAGCACAGCAGUCACGGUCACCUCCUCAACCAUCACACCAACACAACACACCUCAUAAUCCAACUUCGAUGCAUAACCAUGCUCAAUUGGUGCAACCUGCACAGAUGCAUCAUCUUAACAUAAAACAGACUGACAAUUCUCAUAUUUCCCAACCACUUAAGUCUGCUCAGUUUUCACAUUCUAAUCAAUCACAGGAGAAAUCCAUUUACCAAAACCAUUCACAGCAAAUUGGAAAACAAACAUCUCCUGUUGCAUCUCCUGGAACAAGCAUCAACGACUCUGGGAUGACUUCUUCACAAGCGAAUAAUAAGAACAGUUCCAAUACAAAUAAUAUGAACAACGCUUUAGGCAACAAUGUGAACAAAAACAAUACAGAUUUGUUGUCGGUGGAGAAAACUACACCUAAAACUGCAAUAACAAAGAAAACCCAUGUGCUUAAUCCUUCAGCUAAACCUUUUACUCCGAGGAGUCCAAGUACGCCUAAUCCUUCUCGUCCACAUACACCACAAACACCGGUUCAGUCAAUCAAUGGAAUUUAUUCAACUGGAGCGCAUGUUGGUAACAGUCAAGCUUCCUUUUACUUGAUGCAACCACAACAGCAUACGCAUCCCAAUGCUGUUCAACCACCAAGGCUUCGAAGAGGUCCUGUUGCAACUUCACAAAUGCAUGUGUCAGCUGCUGCCGCUACAGGUCAGCCAUUACUCACAGCAGCUCCAAUGCAACAGUUCAUCCAUUAUCAACAAGCAACGCAUCCGACACAUUUUUCUUCGCAACCAUAUCAACCAAUGAUGCGGAUGUUCCAUGAGCCACCUCCACAAUCAAUACAAUUUUUAGCGCAAACACCCCCUUCAACUACUCCCUCACCAGGUCAGCCACACCAACAAUUCCACCCGCCACCACAACCAUCUCCUGCAGGCGGGGGACCUCAGACGACUUUUGGAUCUUCAGCUCAACCGUACCAUGUUAUGUGCCCAGUUAUUCAUCCACAAUUGGUUCCCAAUUAUUAUCACCAGGGAACGCCCCAAAACCAUCAUCAGCAAUAUCAGAUAUUAAUGCCACAACAUCCAGCACAGUGAAUCUUACUGCAAAACUCAAAAAAUGUUUCGAUGGCGUAAACAGUAUAUAAUACAUACAUUAUAAUAAAAUGUGAAUAAAAAUCAA
Molecule: messenger RNA, 3020 nt
Organism: Eupeodes corollae
Lineage: Eukaryota; Metazoa; Arthropoda; Insecta; Diptera; Syrphidae
Product: ataxin-2 homolog
Exons: 8
Coding region: 467-2935 (822 amino acids)
Biological process (GO): cytoplasmic stress granule assembly
Cellular component (GO): cytoplasmic stress granule
Molecular function (GO): RNA binding
Source: RefSeq, a predicted model, not a curated record